Wickerhamiella sorbophila is the source of this 1242-nucleotide messenger RNA. Its product is annotated as Palmitoyltransferase PFA5. Gene Ontology annotation, molecular function: protein-cysteine S-palmitoyltransferase activity. Lineage: Eukaryota; Fungi; Ascomycota; Dipodascomycetes; Dipodascales; Trichomonascaceae. Gene Ontology annotation, biological process: peptidyl-L-cysteine S-palmitoylation; protein targeting to membrane. The transcript has a single exon. Bases 1 to 1242 code for a protein of 413 amino acids. Gene Ontology annotation, cellular component: Golgi apparatus; endoplasmic reticulum. The record is from RefSeq and is a predicted model, not a curated record.
AUGGAAGACGGGCCUGGCGAGCCUGCAGAGCCCGCUGGUUUAGAGCCUUUGCAAUCGCCUAGAUGCUCAAAAGCCAAGCGGCAAAAAAUAGUUGAUCGAAUAAUUCCUUUCGUGGUCCUUGGAAUCAACGGGUACAUUCUCUAUGGUUUUUCAUACGAGGUUGUUUGGAAAUGGGUACAUCCGAAAGGUGUACGAAUUGCCGUGUAUACGAUUCUUGGUGUACUUAAUUUAAUGAUGUUGGUUUCCUGGGCCGCAGUACAACUUUGGGGACCCUCUGUGGUCGAUGAAAAGUAUAAGCGCAUCGAUUCCCCCCAUGAGCCUUUUGUCUGUGAUGAGGAUGGCUAUACACUGUGGUGUUCUCAAUGCCAGCACUUCAAACCAGCAAGAGCUCGGCACUCCUCGGCAGAAGGUGUGUGUGUGCCUGUUAUGGACCAUUAUUGCAUUUGGCUAGGCAGAGUUAUUGGCCAAGGCAACCUCAAGUUUUUUCUCCAGUUUGUUGUUUACUCUUGGUUCACGAUGAUCUUGAUCCUGGUGGUACAAUUCCGGUAUCAGCACAGGCUUCUGCCACAUAUUGCUGCUCAAGCGAUCCCUAUUUAUGUGCUUUGUGGCUUUUGGUUUCUGUUCCUUACUAUGCUCCUCAUUCAGCAUACAUACUUUCUGUUAACUUGUCAGUCAACAUUGGAACAUAUGGAUAGAAACAAAUCGCGAUAUCCUUAUUUUAAUAUACCUUUUAGAGACGGUCGCCAAGUUAUCAAAGCUACAAAGUCCGAUAUGGUCCCUGGUCCUUACUCUCUUGGCAUUGGACGUAACAUCACCCGAGUAAUGGGCCCCUGGUAUACGUGGUUGUUGCCUAUUAGGGAACCAAUCGAGGAGCCGGAAUUCAACAGACGCCUUUUAGGAAAAUUACAAGCUCGCCACGAAGCUUUCAUGGAGAAGGAACUAGCCUCUUCCACCCCCCCGGCUCCUGCAUCCCCGAGCUCCACCCAUGCGGUCACCCAAUUCACGCCUGAUUCAAAAAAUACACCCUUGCAUUUACCUGUGCUUGAUGAUGAGCCCAGUACCACCUCGUUUGCUACUGCUGAAAACUCGCUGACUCGAGAAAGUGAAUUCGAGUCGGCACUCUCUGCAUUCGAGUCUGUGUUCGAGUCGGCGCCCUCUACAUUCGAACGCGAUCCAGCAUCUCAUGAUAUCACACCAGUUGCUUCGAAUGCGAGCCUGUCUACUAUUGUUCCAAAUAAUUAA